Schistocerca piceifrons (Central American locust) is the source of this 1403-nucleotide messenger RNA. RefSeq lists its product as uncharacterized. The coding region runs from base 881 to 1300 and encodes 139 amino acids. The record is from RefSeq and is a predicted model, not a curated record. The transcript is spliced from 2 exons. NCBI's taxonomy places the organism in Eukaryota, Metazoa, Arthropoda, Insecta, Orthoptera, Acrididae.
CUUGCACAGGAUAGAGUAGCAUGGAGAGCUGCAUCAAACCAGUCUCAGGACUGAAGACCACAACAACAACAACAACAACAACCACAUUCGAGGAAAUCAUUGAGAGUCACUCCUGUAGAGUCCCAAAACACAUUAGCCUGGCUUUGUUGCUGAUAGCAUUUGCAAACACUUCUUUGGUUUCUUGGGAGGAUGUGGGUGUCCCCGUUCCAUCAACUCCCUUUUUGUUUCACAACUGACAUGCUUCACCCAAUUUUUGUCCCCAGUUAUGAUAUGAUCAAUAACUUUUUUACCAUUUUCCUUGUAAUCUUCGAGGAAGGCCAGUGCUGCAGCAAGUCUCUGUUUAUUGUGGCCUUCCAUUAGGAUUUUGGGAAUCCACCUAGCACAAAAUUUGCGGUAACUAAACUUCUCCACCAUAAUUUCAUGUACCAGACUCCGUGGAAUUUGGGGAAAUGUUGCAAAAGUUCCGUAAUCGAGAAAUGAUGGUUUUCAUGGAUUUUGUUGUUGAUUUUCAUCACCGGUCACAAGUUCAUUAGUCACAAGGCUAGGCCUACAGGUGUGGUGGUGUGGUCCUCAUUGUGAAUACUGGUACGGCCAUUUUUAAAAUCAGUGCACCAUUGCCUCACUUGGCUUUCACUCAUUAUUCCUUCUCCUUACACAUCACAAAGGUCAUGAUAAACUGCAAUUGGUUUGCAAUUUUUUGUGGACAAAAACCUAAUUGCAGAAUGCAAAUCACAAGUGACUGGAUUUUCUAUUGCAGCGAGCAUUUUAACACAGCACAGAAAGCAAAAUAACAGAGACAGACCAAAUGCUACCACUGCUGGAUGUGUAUUGAGUGUGUGGAAGUUGUGGCACCUAGGUAGUGACUGUAGUCCCAUCCAACAUGAUAGAUCACAAGGCUGUUAUUUUCUGGAUAGCCCUUGUAUUUAGCUUCCAACUGCAGAAAUCGCCCACUGAUGCUCAGAAAAUGAUGCAGCAGAUAUAUGGCAAGGUAUCCUUUCUCAAUCAGCUGUUUUGUAAUGACUUAAAACAAACCAAGGGAGACCUAGCUUUGACUGUAAAAUUAAAAUGGUCAAGUAUUGUGGCCCCUACAGUCGACAAGUUUGUGAUCGAAAUACUUACUAUCAUUGUCAGGAAAUGUCACCAAAUAACGAAGAAUACACCAGCAUUGUGGAAUACAUCUGUCGCCUCAUUAAUGCCAGAAAGCUACUACCUUAUCUUAAAACUUAAUGUGUGUAACAUUAAAAUUGCAUUUAAAAUCACUACUGUGAUAACAAAUUUUUACCCUUCUAUCAGAGUUUGAACAGGAAGAAGAGUUUCAUUUUUAUUUCUAUUAUAAUGUUGAAGUUGCAUGUUAAAUAUGUAUGUGGAUAGGAAACACUCUUAUGGUUUCUCUAUGUUUCACU